Molecule: messenger RNA, 3065 nt
Organism: Vespa velutina
Lineage: Eukaryota; Metazoa; Arthropoda; Insecta; Hymenoptera; Vespidae
Exons: 4
Coding region: 281-940 (219 amino acids)
Molecular function (GO): DNA binding
Source: RefSeq, a predicted model, not a curated record
UCAAAUCUUUUAUAUUUUUAAAUUUAUUGUUUUUCUUUUUUUUUCUCUCUCUUCUUUUUUUUUUUUUUUUUUUUUUUUUUUUUUAUUAACCAUCACAAAUGUAACAAUAUCAUAUAAAACGUACUUUCGGAUACAGAAAAAAUUUAAGUAUCAGUUGUAAAGAACCUAUGGAUUCAAAAAACACAAUUUUCUUUCUUUUUAUUUAAGAAGUUUGACAAGUAGAAGUUAAUUAGAUUAAAUGUUCAAUUGAGAAAGUAAAAGUAUUAGAAAGAAAUGUAAAAUGGCAUUUAAGUGGGCAGAAGGAGAGACAAUAAAAUUAUUAAUUCUGUAUGGACAAUAUGAUUGUUUAAAAUAUCCGUUUGAUGAUAAUUUUGAUAAAAAGGUGUACAGAUAUAAAGCAUAUAAACAUAUAGUGGAUGCCAUGAAUAUACCUUCCUUAACAAUAUAUGAUUGCAUUACAAGAAUAGAGGAUUUAAAAAAGCAAUAUUGUUAUGAAUUAUCAAAAAUUGCUGUUGCUAUAUUAUGUGGGAAAUUGUAUGAAUCCCAAACCAAAUACUUUAAAUUAAUGCAUGAUCUAUUCUUCCCAUAUGCUAUCUUUGACCAAAAAGUAAAUGAAAAUAAAAUUACAAAAGUUAUGGUUAAAGAUGUUUGUACAGAAAUAGAUUUAAUAGAAGAAAGAAAAGAUGAUGAAUUUGAUAUGUUUGCAAAAAGUAUAGCUUAUCAGUUACGAAAUAUUAGUUUAAAAAGUGCUAUUGAAUUAGAAAAGAAAAUACAAGAUUUGGUAACAGAAGAACGUCUAAGUAAUAUUAAAUGUUCCCUUUCUAGUGACAAUGUAAUUUGCUGCUGUAGUUGUAGUAAUUGUGUAGAAAUUCGUCAAAAGAAUGAUUUUGAAUUACAAGUAGCCACCAGUAAUCAAGUAUUCAAAACCAAACAAAAAUAAGACUUAUCUCUGUGAAAGAUACAUUUGUUAUAAAUAAAUAGAAAAAUAUAAACUUUUAAAAAUACUUUUAAUUAGUUUAAAAUGUUUUUAUCAAAAAUGGCUUUCUAAUAACUUCUUCUAUUUCUUGUUGAUGCAAUUUGCCAUCACCAACAGCCGGUGCUGCCAUAGGAGGACGUCCACAGUAUUUUAACUGAAAAUGUAAUAAAUAUUAAUUAUUUACUAUAUGCAUUCACAUUGUACGUAACUUACUUGUCGACCACAUAAAUUUUCAAAACGUGUUUUCACAAAAUUCCAUGCUCCCAUAUUUCGAGGUUCUUCUUGACUCCAUAUAAAAACUAUUAAAAAAUUUAAUGUAGUAUAAUUGAAGAUAAUAAAAUAACUUGAUGAUAGUUUAUGGAAUAUUAAUAAUGAUAAUAGGAUGGUUUAAUUCAAGGGAUUCCAAUAUUUGUUUUACUUACCUUUUGCAUGAUUAUAUUUUUGUAUUUCUUCCAGUAUUUCUUGAACAGGAAACGGACAAAGACAUUCUAAUCUAAUAAUUGCAACGUUAUUCUCUCCGACGAUCUUUUUAUAAUCUUUAAGAGCAUAAUAAUGUUUACCACUGGUUAAUAUUACUUUAUUUAUUUUAGAAAUAUCUUCAUCAUCGUUCCCUGAAAUACAUAUAAUAUAUUUAGACACAGACAUGAAUUAUCUUAUUAUAUUUUAGACAUAUUUUAUAAUAUACUAAUAUACAUAUUUCAUACCUAUAACAGACUUGAAACUUGUGCCAGGCUUCAUAUCUGUCAAUGAUGACGUAGCGUUCGCAUGUCGCAAUAAUAUUUUAGGCCAUACCUGCCUUCUCAAUAAAUGAAAAUACUGUGCUGGUGUAGUCGGAUUAACAACUUGUAUAUUAACAUCUUCGCCAUCAACUUUAUCUUCAUUGCUAUUUGUAAGCUGUAAGAAUCGUUCAAUUCUACAUGAACUAUGCUCCGCACCAGCACCAUCAUAACCAUGAGGCAAAAGCAUUGUCAACCCACUACUGAGCAUCCACUUUGCUUCACCACUUGUUACAAAGGUAUCAAUAAUAAUUUGUGCCCCAUUAAAAAAAUCUCCAAAUUGUGCCUCCCAAAUAGUUAAAGUUGUUGGGACUGUUAUGCUAAUACCGUAUUCAUAUCCCAAUACCGCUUCCUCUGAUAAAAUACUAUUAGCUAAUUCUAAUUUUCCUAUUUGUUCAUCUGCCAUAGAGUUUAAUGGAAUGCAAAUGUCUAGAAGAUAAAUUAGAUAUAGUUUUUUGUUUAUUUAUUUUUUAUUUUCUAUGCGUAAUGUAAUAUCAUGAAAGAGAAAAUUUAAUAUUACUCACUUUCAGUAUUCUGAUCGACAAACAUAGCAUGCCUAUGGGAAAAUGUACCUCUACCUAUAUCUUGUCCACUUAUUCUAACAUUGUAACCUUGAUGAAGUAAGGAUCCUAUAGCCAAUGCUUCCGCAGUUGCCCAAUCUAACUGUUCACCAGACAUUAGUUUUUUCAGUCGGCCUUGAAUAUGAUUCUUCAGCAACUGAGGGUGAAUAUUCUGGAAUAAGAAAAAAAUAAAAUUAUUCCUUAAAAAUAAUUUGUAAUAAACUAUAUAUAUAAAUAUAUUUUAUUGGUAUAUAUACUCACCAAAUUUGUUUCUACAUGGACACUUCUUUCCCCGAUAAAUCUUAGCAAAUCUAUAUCAAUACCCGUAUCCCACUGAGUUAUAUUGGGUUCAGCUUGUUUCAUUCCGGUCCAUCUGCCUGAGAAGUAUGAUGCUUCUGGAACAUAACUUUCAACUUGUUUAAGAGCUUCAGACAACCAUUUAUUAUGUUCCUUCACAAUAUUUUCUUUUUUAGCCUUUGUCAGGAUAUUGGACUUGAUUAAUUUUUCUACAUAUCGAUCCGGUACAGAUCUAAGUAAUCAAAAAAAUUCAUAUUUUAUUUUCAUCAAUUUGAUGAUAAUGCUAUAGUUAAACAUUACACUUACGAACGAUUUUUUAUAAUUUUAUAUAUCCUUGGAUUUGUAAAAGUUGGAUCAUCCAAUUCGUUAUGACCCCAUCUCCUGAAGCAAUUUAUAUCUAUAAAAACAUCUUUCUUAAAUUCCCUUUGAUAUUUAAAAGCUAUUCUUGUAGCUCGU